AUGUACAGCAACCCUCCAAGCCGCACCCUCGCCUAUGCUCCCACUCCCUAUGCGCACCCAGCCACAAACACUCUCUCCGCCCGCAUCAAUCUCGACGAAGAAGUCAAACUCGCCGACUCGUCCGCCGAACGUGACCUGAUUGACUCCCUCGCCGAGAUCUACAGCAUCAUCCGUACCCUCGACGGGCUGGAAAAAGCAUAUAUCAAAGAUGCUCUACCGGAGACAGAGUACUCGGACAUGUGUUCGAAACUGCUGAAGCAGUACCGAUCGAUAUUGAAUGAUGAAAGUGUGGCUCGAGAGUUUGGAGACCUGGACACAUUUACGCAGAAAUGGGACAUCGAGUGCCCCCGUGCCAAAGAACGUCUAAGAGUUGGACUAUCCAGUGUGGAAACUAUCACCGUCGCCAAAGCUACUCCUGGAUCUACAGCACCACAAGGCAAUCUUUCGGGCAGCUUGAUCUUAGUCGCGACGGAGAAUUUCAUCACGUUCCUCGAUGCGCUGAGGUUGAACAUGGUCUCCAAGAGUGCAUUGCAUCCACUCCUGUCAGACGUGAUCCAGUCGGUGAACAAGGUCACAGACCAGGACUUUGAGCACCGCGGCAAGAUUAUCCAGUGGCUGAUCACGCUCAACCAGAUGAAGACAUCAGAGGAGUUGAGCGAGGAGCAGGCGAGAGAUUUGUCAUUCGACAUGGAGCAAGCAUAUAACGGAUUCAAGUCGAUCAUUCAAUGA
This is a messenger RNA of Fonsecaea erecta, 729 nucleotides long. RefSeq lists its product as hypothetical. Gene Ontology annotation, biological process: protein transport to vacuole involved in ubiquitin-dependent protein catabolic process via the multivesicular body sorting pathway. Gene Ontology annotation, cellular component: ESCRT I complex. The transcript has a single exon. Lineage: Eukaryota; Fungi; Ascomycota; Eurotiomycetes; Chaetothyriales; Herpotrichiellaceae. Gene Ontology annotation, molecular function: protein-containing complex binding. The record is from RefSeq and is a predicted model, not a curated record. Bases 1 to 729 code for a protein of 242 amino acids.